This is a messenger RNA of Morus notabilis, 5561 nucleotides long. Its product is annotated as putative disease resistance RPP13-like protein 1. The record is from RefSeq and is a predicted model, not a curated record. Gene Ontology annotation, molecular function: ADP binding; protein binding. NCBI's taxonomy places the organism in Eukaryota, Viridiplantae, Streptophyta, Magnoliopsida, Rosales, Moraceae. The transcript is spliced from 12 exons. The coding region runs from base 1094 to 2887 and encodes 597 amino acids. Gene Ontology annotation, biological process: defense response to other organism.
UGUUUUUCUCUGUGGAGUGUGAGACUUUCCUUUCCUUUCCUUUCCCCUCCUAAUUGCAAGCUGCAAUUGAGAACUCACCAUUAAACUUUCCCUUCUUUCCUUUCUUCUCUUGUCUCUGUAACUGCAAUAUCAACCAAAACCAUGGCUGCUGAACUUGUUGGAGGAGCUUUCCUCUCUUCUUUGUUCGACAGGCUGUUUGACAAGCUGGCUUCUACAAAAGCUGAGGACCUCAACUUCUUCCGUGGAUUGAAACUCGAUGAGUGGUUACUGAAGAAGCUGAAGAUGAUGUUGUGCUCUGCUAAUCAAGUCCUGGAUGAUGCUGAGAUGAAACAACUCACAAAUCCGCUUGUGAGGGAGUGGCUUUUUGAGCUCAAAGACGCCAUCUGUGCUGCAGAGGAGUUGCUGGACGACAUCAACUAUGAAACUUUGAGGUACGAGAUUGAAACUGGAUCUGGAAGCAUGUUUAAGAAACUCAAAACCACCAUCUCUAGUUCUCACACUUCAUUUGACCAAGCAAUAGAGAAGAUCCUUGAUAAACUACAUUUUAUUGUCAAGCAAAAAAAGGUCCUUGGUUUAAAAGAAGGUGUCACUAAAAGGCUUUCUCAAAGAUUACCCGCUUCUUUGGCUGAUGAAUCUCGUGUCUAUGGAAGGAAUGAUGAUAAGGAGAAAAUCAUGAAGAUAUUGCGUCCAGAUAAUGGUAGUAGUAGCGAGAACAAGAUAUCUGUGAUUCCCAUUGUGGGCAUGGAUGGCAUCGGCAAGACCACCCUUGCUCAGCUAGUAUAUGAGGAUAUAAGUGUGAAGAGUCAAUUUGAUAUCAGAUCGUGGGUUACUGUUUCCGAUGAAUCUGAGAUUUCUGUAAUAGCUAAAAAACUUCUUCAAGGGAUCACCAAGCAAAAAUGUGAAACUGAGGACCCCUAUCAACUUCAAUGCGAGUUAAAGGAGUCAUUGAGGGGCAAGAAGUUUCUCUUUGUUCUGGAUGAUGUAUGGGACGAGAACUAUGAGCGUUGGGAGGCCUUACUGAGUUCUUUCCAAUCCGGAGCUCAUGGAAGUGGAAUCAUUGUGACGACCCCGUCUUGAUAUCAUCGCAAACAAGAUGGGAAAUGUGCCUACACAUCAUCUUGGGGAAGUGUCUGAUGAUGAUUGUUGGAAGUUGUUUGAGAAGCAUGUGUUUAUUAAUGGUGCAAGGUCAGAGGCGUAUCAAGAAUUACAUGCAAUUGGCAGAGAUAUUGUCGAAAAGUGCAAAGGUGUUCCUUUAGCGGUUAAGUCUCUUGCUGGUCUCUUGCGCUCGGUGGUGGAUCCAGAGGAAUGGAGAGAGAUACUCAAUAGCGACAUAUGGGAGUUGCAGUUGCAAGGAAAUCAGAGUAACAUUUUGCCUUCUCUAUGGUUGAGCUAUCAUUAUCUACCUUCACAUCUAAAGAAAUGCUUUGUUUACUGCUCGAUAUUUCCCAAGGAUUAUGUAAUGAAUGAAUAUAAAAAAAAAAAAGAAAUAAUAUUGCUAUGGAUGGCGGAAGGUCUUUUGCAAUCUGGAAGGAGAGGGAAAAGAAUUGAGGAUGUAGGGAAUGAGUACUUUCAAGAUCUGAUAUCAAGGUCAUUGUUCCAACCAUUGAGUGAGGAUAAAUCGACCAUCUUAAUGCAUGACCUCACACAUGAUUUAGCAAUAUUUGUAUCGGGUGAAUUUUCUUGUAGGUUGGAUGAGGGUGACAAAGCUAAAUUUUCUGGCAAGACUCGCCAUGUCUCAUAUUCCAAAACGAAGGACUUGGAGAGUUUUGAAGGUUUAUCUUUGGCUAAGAGUCUCCGCACUUUCAUACAAUCAGGAUCACUCGAUGGGACAUUCUCAAUUAGCAUGCCACAAUUGGAACGAUUGCUAUCUAUCGGAGGAUGCUUAAGAGCUCUUUGUCUAUCAAAUCUAGACAUCAUAAUACUGCCAGACUCAAUUGGCAAUUUAAAGCAUUUGCGGUAUUUGGAUUUAUCAUGGAAUGAUAAUAUCAAAGAGAUACCCAAUACGCUUUGUGGAUUGUAUAAUUUGCAGACUUUGCGAUUAUCGUGGUGCGGACAACUAACUCGGUUGCCAAACGACAUGGGAAACCUAGUCAAUUUGCGCCAUCUUGAAAUUGAAGGCGUACCACUGGAGGAGAUGCCGCCUAUGAUGCGCAAUAUGAAAGACUUGCAAACACUAUGCUACUUUGUUUUGUGCAAAAGGCGUGGCUCUAGCAUUAAGGAGUUAGGAGGGUUGCGUUACUUGUCCGGAGAACUUGAAAUCCGUAAGCUUGAAAAUGUUGAGGUCGUUGAGGAUGUUGUGGAGGCUAACUUAAGGGAUAAAAGGUAUCUUAACAAGCUAGUCUACCGUUGGAGCUCCGAUGAUGCCGCUAAUGAGUCAACAAGACAUGGAGAAGUUCUUGAUGCACUCCAACCUCACACAAAUGUGAAGGAGCUUCGUAUAGAGGGUUAUGGAGGCGAAACAUUCUCUAAUUGGGUAGGUCAUCGUUCAUAUACUAACAUGGUUACUGUGUGUUUAAGCAAUUGCCACCACUGUUGUUUGUUGCCACCAUUUGGUCAGCUACCUUCUCUCCAAAAUCUUAAAAUUUAUUACUGCCGCGGUGUGGUAAGAAUAGGUGCUGAAUUUUACGGUGAUGGUUCUUCCAAUACAAAACCAUUUAGAUCUUUAAAAUUUUUAGAGUUUAAAAACAUGUCAGCGUGGGAAGAGUGGUCAAUUCCUGAAGGCCGAGAAGAUGAGGGAUGCUUCCCUAGUCUUGAGAGCCUUCAUAUUUUAGAUUGUUUCAAGAUAGGGCGCUUACCAGACUAUUUGCCUUCUCUUAAGAUACUGCGUUUAAGAAAGUGUCCGGCGAGAUUUUUGGGACGCUUUCCUUCAACAUCUCACCUCCCUUAAAGAGUUGAGAAUUUCUUAUUGCAAAAAUCUCCGGUGCUUGUCAGGAACUGGGUUGCCCGCUUCUCUGACUUGUCUCCGUAUCGAAGACCUUCCAAGCCUUGAAGACAUAGGUCACGACUUCCUUCGACACCUCGUCUCCCUUGAAGAGCUGGCAAUUCAGAAGUGCAUGAGCAGCUCAUCUCUCUUAAAAAGCUGCUCCUUUGGAAUUGUGAAAAGCUCCAGAUCUUGCUCGAAGUGCAAUAAUCGCAUGGGCUUUCAACACCUCUGCUCUCUUAGAAACAUGAGGAUUUACGAUUGCGAAAAUCUGGAGUGCUUGCCUGACGACGGGCUGCCGUCCUCUCUUCAUAUCUCCGGAUGUCGUUUGUUAGAAAGGAACGGGCAAAGAUUGGCAUAAGAUUUCCCACAUAUCAUUGGCGUCGGCGUCGCUUAGGUUUCCUAUUUUUCAGCUGCUAAAAGCAUAACAGCUGAGAAAAGUACUCUUCCAUCAAAACCAGUUGAAAACAAUACCAAGUCUAAUUCAGGAUUUGAGUAUCUAUUUAAAAAGGCACCUUGAAAAAUCCCGGGAAGAUGUGAUGAAUGAUAUCACGAGUCUUUUUUGAGAAAGAAACGAGAGAUUCGACACUGCUGUGAAUUAAAUGAGGAAGCUUUUUGUUGCAAGAAGGGCUGAUUCCAUCUCUAUCAUAUUUUCAUAUCUUGGAAUGUCCCUUGUUUGCACUGAGGGGUGCUAGAGAUUGUGGGCUGAUGGUAUUAGGAUGGUGAUUGCUGUGCAUCCACUCGUUUUCCAAAUCUUCAGUUUUAAGUCCUUAUUCCCACAACUAUAGUCAAGCUUGGAACUACUUACAGCCACAAUGGAAAGCUUGUUUUUGCCAUGCCUCAAUAUUUGAGUUUUGGUUCCCACCUCUCACAACUAUGGUUAUGUUUGGAAUUGCUUAUGUCAACAAUGGGAAGCUUGUUCUUUCAUGUGAACUGAAAUAUAAAAGCAAUCAAAGCCAUUAAGUUUACUGAUAUUGCUGCGGGGAUUUGAUCAAUCUUUUGGAAGAAUCUGUAUGGUUCUUAUUCUUUUAAGGAGCAUAAUUGAGAAAGUGUUGCUCCUCGACCUGGACUUUGUUCUGCAGCUGAGUCAUCUUCGAUUCUUCCAAGUACUUGUUUGAGGUCGUUCAGUCGUUGGCUCAAGCUUGUCGCUUUUGGCUUCUGCUCAUGUUUGGAUGCAAUCUCAUGGCAACCACUAUGAAAAAGGAGCAGUUGACUCCUGCUGAGAUGUUGGCUUGACUGUUCUGGAAGAGAUCUUCUGCUUCGAAGGAGAGGUUGCCUGCUGUGGAGUUGACUGAGAGGAUUUUGCUGGAGGAGUCGACUUUGUCUCCACGUUCCCGGAGUGAUCAGUGCAAGGCCAUACAGAAGCUUAACCUAUUUGAAUAAUUCGAUGGAAUUCAGCAACCGACAUGGGCGUGCUAUAUGGAGGAAAUGCGAAUUCUUUCUAUUCAAAUUCUAAUCCAUUGAGAAGAAAUAUCGCCACGAAUUGGGCAUGAGGAUUCUCCUAGCCACCAAUCAUUGAGAGAUUUAUUGUGUUCGAGAACUAUUGAUUCAUUCCAGAUUGCACCGCCUUGGCCGAUACUCUGAGAAGCCUUGCCAACCGUUAUAACGACUGAUUGAAAUGCAAAGAGAGGAAAGCCAAUACUCAAGCACUGCAAUAAAAGCCAAGGAACUAGUGAAGCUUCAUGCCAAAACUCUAAGAUUCGAACAUGCAAAAUUGGCUUACUACAGUAUUAUGUCUAGAUGUUCGGUUUCAUUCUCACGAGUGAAAACAUACGAAUGAACCAUGUGACGUGAGCUCCAAGGUGCCAACCUAAAAUGGUGUUGAGAGAGUCUUCUGCCAGUCGAUGCAAGACAUUUCGUAAUUCUCAGAUUCGUUAACGCAAUGGGAUGAUAAUCCUUAAUUUAAAUGGAAGGUCUUUCACAGAAGGAACAAAUUUCGAGAUAUAUCAAAUGAUCAAUGUUCCAAGAGCUAUGAGGCUUUGCUCUAUGGCUGUACCUACAAAUCUUAGAUUGAUCAUCUUUGGUAAAUCUCUGUGCUUCCAAGUUGAAUACACCUAUAUGCUUCCAAGUUGCUUCGUCAGAGUUACCACUUGAGCUGUCAACGCCGUGAUUGCAUCUAUCUCGUGUAUCCCCAUGGCUUUCUUGGUGGUUGUUUGAAGCCAUCUCCUCCAACAGUUCGUAUGCUUCAUCGAAUGUUUUCCCCAAAAGAGCACCUCCAGCAGCAGCGUCUAUCACGGUCUUGAUGUUUCCAUUUAGAUCAUUGUAGAAUGUUUGUAUUUGCAUCCGAUCAAGAAUUCCAUGAUGAGGACACCUUCGUAGCAUAUCCUUGUAUCUCUCUCAAGCUUCAUACAGAGUCUCUAUGUCAUGUUGAGCGAAGUGAGAAAGUAUUUCAUCAGAAAUUUUUGAGCUAGGUCCUUCAAUUUGAUGAUACUUCCUUGAGGGAGGGAAUUUAGCCAACUUUUUUUUUGCUUUGUUUCUCAGAGAAAAUGGUAUAGCAUAGUCUCUUAAGACCCUAUGUUGGUUUGAGUUUGGGUUUGUGUUUGCAACAUCUACAAUUUCAACCAUGUUUAGUUUCUGAGUCCUAGAAACUCUUCUUCUUUCUCUAAGUAAUCUAAAAAAUGUUCUUUUAAUUUCAGGAUCA